AUGGACUGGGAGGCGGCCAUCCGCAACAAACGCGAUGCCCUUCUCGCCUGCAUUCCCGUGCACUGGCGGCUGAGCGAAGUCGAGCUGCGCCGAGCCAAAGCGCACAUCGACGUCCGCACUGUCUUGCCCUCCUUACUUAGUCCAGUCGAGCAGGCCAUCACCGCGCUCCCAGCCGCCCCACUGCUGCUCGCCCUGCGUUGUGGCGAUUACACCGCCAGCGAGGUCUGUGGUGCCUUCAGCCACCGCGCUGCCCUGGCUCACCAGUUGACGAACUGCCUUUGCGAGCUCGACUUCGCCGCCGCAACCGCCCGGGCUCAGCAUUUGGAUGCUUACUUUCGCAAGCACCGCCGGCCGUCAGGCCCUUUGCACGGCCUUCCAGUCAGCUUGAUGGACCGCUUCCACGUCGCUGGCCUGGACAGCACUUGCGGGUUCGCAAGCUGGAUCGGCCAUCCGAAGACCAUUGAUGACGAAGGCGUGGUGCUUCGUGCUCUCCGCCAUGCUGGUGCUCUUGUCUAUUGCAAGACGAACGUUUCCAUGGGUGCUCUGAUGGGCGAGACCGUUAACAACAUCGUGGGAUUCACCGUCAAUCCUUGCAACAUCAAGCUAUCGGCUGGAGGCGCGUGCGGAGGGGAAGGUGCUUUGCUUGCCCUUGGCGGCUCUGCCGUCGGAAUAGGUACGGACCUUGUGGGUUCCAGUCGUAUCCCUGCGGCUUUCAAUGGUUUAGCUGCUCUCAAAACUUCUGAAGGCCGACUGUCCACCUCGGGAAUCGCGACCAUCCUGAGAGGCUUGCCCGUAGCUUCGGGCAGCAUUGGCCUCAUGGCUAAAGACAUCAGUUCUGUUGAACUAGUUUUUAAAACAUUGCUGGAAAGUGAGCCAUGGCGGGAGGACCCCAAUGUCAUCGAAUUACCGUGGCGCGCAGAGAAACAUGAUGCCAUCGCGAAAAGAGCCGGGGCGUCCGGUUACUCUUCAGGAAGACUGGUCCUUGGUCUCAUGGCUUGCGACCAAAAUGUUCAACCGCAUCCAAAUGUCGCACGAGCGCUAGAACAUGUGAAGGAGACGCUCGAGAAAGAGGGCCACGAAAUUGUUGAUUGGAACCCACCUCCCCACCCAGAGGCAGUUGAAAAUCUGCUCAAGAUUUUCGGUUCUGCUGCAGGCCCGGCUAUCGUCGAAGCCAUCAAGGCAAGCGGCGAGCCCCCGAUAGCUCAGAUACGUACGCUGUUCGACCAGCCGAAUGUUACUAGUAACUCGACGGCCGAGUUCUGGGACUUGUGUCAGCGGCGGGAAGAAUACAAGCAGGCGUAUGCCGCUUACUGGGCGCAAAUGGGCGGCUGCUCAGCCUCAGGCAGGGCUGUUGACGGUGUUGUUCUGCCUGUCGCACCCACGUCCGCAGUGCGCGCAGGCGAGUUCCAUUAUCUCGCCUACUCGGCUAUAGCUAACGUGUUGGAUCUGCCUGCGGUUGCUUUCUCCGUCGCUCGAGAGGGCUACAGCGACGCAAAAGCCGUUGCGAGUCCAUCUAAUCUGAGCAAGAUGGAUGAGGUUGUGAAAAGGACGUACUGCGAGGAUGACGCGCAGAAUAUGCCAGUCGGCUUGCAGGUGAUAUGUCCAAGGCUACAAGAAGAGUGCGCACUCGCUCUCGCAACGAUUAUUGAACAAGCUCUGCACGCGAGAGCUCAUAGUGCGCACAACAAAGACUGA
Molecule: messenger RNA, 1695 nt
Organism: Dissoconium aciculare CBS 342.82
Lineage: Eukaryota; Fungi; Ascomycota; Dothideomycetes; Mycosphaerellales; Dissoconiaceae
Product: amidase
Exons: 9
Coding region: 1-1695 (564 amino acids)
Source: RefSeq, a predicted model, not a curated record